GGUUGUGUUGGCAACGGAAAACUGUGCGCACAGUCAGUCUCCCCUUCGCGACAGGUUGGCCACCCUGAUGCCAACGAGAUCCUCACUUUAAGAUCAGUUAUGGACCAGCAUCUGUGAGACUGUGCGCAUUUUCACCUUCCGAUAACUCGUUAUCAGUGCUUUCUCGAUUUCCAGCGGCCGUUUCAAAACAAUAUUUUUCUCAACAAUGAUCGAUUGACUCAAUUCAAAAUGUGUUGAAAGAGUGUCUACGUAGUUCGGGAAGACUUCUAGUGUUCGGUGCUAUUUUUUCACAAGUAUUUUAAGUUUCCCUCAACUCAUCAAUUACCGAAGCGGAAACUUUCGUCUGCAUUCUCUGAACAGGAAGCAAUCUACAAGACGACAUCACAAUGGAAUCACAAGUUGGAAUAAGACCUGCUCUUCACCCAGUGCCAGCGAAUCGAGCCCACUCCGUGCCUGUUGGCGCUCACCAUCAUGCUCUCAAUCAUGUCUCAAUACAGGCGGACCUGUGCGUUCCCGAUCCGACGUCGUACGAGUCAGAGGACGAGAUAAUGGGCAGACGCAAGCAGCUGGCAAGUCGGGGCCAGUCGAAGGGGGGCCAGCGCGGGGGCACGCCCCUCUACAGCAAGGAGGACAUUCGCGAGCAGUACUGCAUCAACGAGAAGCAGCUGCAUGGCCUGGAUGACGUCCACGACACGGGCGGCCUGUUCGGCUGUCUGUCCAACUACCACGACUCAUCAUGUAGCUCUAGAAGUCCGAGCCUGCUGACAGUUUGCGUGCGACAGAAAGUUCCGUCGGAUGAGAACCUGCACGACCUGUACAGGCGGCCAAUGCACGAGUACGCCCCUCUCCCCCGCUGGCCCCGCUACUUCCCCCAGGAUGACUCCAUGUACUUCCGUCGACGUCCCAAGUCUCUAUGCAACGAUCCCUAUAAUUACAACUGGUUUCCAGAAGACGAAGAAAAUAUGCGAAUGAUGCCACAUUUGCAGGAGCACGCACGGCCCUUGCAGCAUGACGGCUUCGACAUGAUGUGCAACAGUUACCCACGUCGCGGACCUCACCUCAUGAGCUACAGCACCGAAUACCUGGUUGGCCGUCACGACCCCUGCCCCGCGCACCCCUACCUGCCGCCUCCACCGCCGCCCCCUGCUUUGCCUGUCACGCCCCACAGACAAAAACACGUGAGCUUUGCUCGUUCGCACACUUUGACUUCUUUUGAUGACGCUGCAAUAAGCAUAGGCAGAUCAUCGGCCGCUGCCAGUCAAGAACGCCUCAUAGACGGAAAGAAAUCCACCGAAACUCGAGAGCAGCCUCCCAAAGUUGUUGUUAUGGAAAAAGUGAAAAGAGCGCCAAUGAAAACUCAAGCGACCCAGACUGAAGUUUGCCUAGGGAGGAAGCCACUGCCGCCAUCAUAUCUCUCCCUCAGUCCAAGAACUGUUCAAAGGGUCCGCAUGGUCUCACAAGGUGCACAAACGAAUGGCGAGAAAAAUAACUCCAGAAAACUAAUGAAAAGCUUCUCGGAAGUUGGAGGCCAGUUUGGCAGCACAGCCACUAACAAUGCUGAUCCACAUGAGCCCCUCCAACGAACACAGUCGGAAGAGCCUCCCAGAUCGCCGUUCAUCGCUGUUAGUCCACAAGAAAUUCUGAUAGACUUCGAGCCGCUGGAGAGGAGAGGCCGGAAACGAGUGCUGGCCAAGACGGUGUCGGAUGGUGAGAUCCUGGAGGGGAGGGCGAGCCCAGUGGAGGGGGAAGGCACCCAGUCUGACUGCGAGCAGUGCCACCAUCAUCUGCCCAUCGACGAGCCACUCGAGAAGCGGUCGGCCACCGUGUAUGUUGAGCAGCAUCACAGUGUUAAAAGCCCCGUCAAAACUCUUAUAACGGCAGAUUCUCAAGAAGAAGAAUUCCAUGAAAAUUUGGUAUAUGGACCAGGGCUGUUCAGAAAACGAAGUGUUUCGUUGGAGGAAACAGAAGAUGCAGUGGGGAGUACGGCAGGAACCGAGCUGAAGGUCACUCCAUCCACCACGGCUCAAUCCCUGUUUGCAUCCAGUGACUCCCUCAACACCAGAGACCACAGUGACAGCAUUUGGAAUGAAUCUCAGGCUACCGUUCUGCAUGCCGAUUCAGAUAAUAACGGUGGUGGAACAGGUGUAAGUUGUUCAGACCUUAGUUCGUCACUGGCCCCCAGUGCUGCUGUUAUGUCCAUGACUCCCACAACGCGACGAAAGCACCUUCUCAUGCAGCAGCACAACCAGAGGUCUUCCAUGGAUACUGAGGCUCUUGAUACCGAGGACCUAGAGUCUGAACAACCUCCCAUAUCACCCAGGAUUAGGGUGGAAGCUCCGUCCAUUGUGCCUACAGUUGCAGUGUCAACACCAACCAUUGAGAGACCAGCAGACUGUACUAAACACAAAAGUGCUUUAAAUCUUAGUGAAAGCCAAAGGAAGGACCAUUCUCUAUCUCCAAGCCACCGUGGAAGAAGGAAAAGCCCAGGUAGCCGAACUCCAGAGUCAGAAAGUCAGUUGGUACCACUGCUUGACAGAAGUGGCUCAAAUGAGCUCCUGGUUAGAACAGAUUCAGGAAGAACGAAUAUCACGGAUAUGUCUGAAACAUCAACCACAACGGAAGACUACGCUACUGCAACUGAGAACAACUCAGGAACUGACACCAGUUCCCGGCAACUGCCAAGAGUCGACUCUGGGCCGCAAGCCAGUGCCCCGACCACGGCGCAACCCUCCACCGGUGGUAGUUCCUUCGAGAGCGGAUCUUCUCUUUAUAGUUUUGCCAGGGCCGAUGCUACUGAAGACAUACAACAAGUGCCUUGUUCACCCCCUCCUAUUGAAGAAGAAAAAGAAAGAGUUCCCGAAGAGGUUGAAGAGAAAAAGCACAAGGAUGGCGACUCAGUUAGCGGCGAAAGCAGCAGCUGCGGCAGUUACAGUGUAGAUGGAAGCAGCGGCGAGAAGCAGGGCGGCGCAUCAGAGCACAGUGGACGCUGCUCGACUCCCGGUGACUAUGAGUCACCCACUGAAGACCAGCAAACCUCUUCCAAAAAUAGGAAAUGGUCAGACGAAGAAAUAGUGAAAGCCAAGAAAGGGUUCAAAUUGGAAUUGUCACCACACCGAGAAGCAGCUGCUCCGAUGCCUACUGUUACCAGUCCUCAAGCUAGAAGUACUUGGCCUAGAAAAUCUCCAACAGCAAAAGAUGAAGAAGCUGUAACUCCUAGAAGAAGUAAACCUCGAUGUAAAAGUCCAGUUCAACCUCAAGGGAAGAGAACACCCAGCAAUCAGAUACUUGAUGAUACUGAAACAACUGCUGGGCCUGGAAUAUGCCAGGUCAAAAUUAUCACCCCGACAAUGGUUCGGAGUCCAGCUAUGCAUGAUGGAUUCAUUGUUUGUGAAGAUUGGUCUACAACUCAAGAAAAUUCUGAUGAAAACAAGAUUGUGCAUGUGAGCAAUGGCGUCGAUGAGGGGUCGUCAGAGGAAUCCAACGAUGAAUGCGUGUGUGGAAAAUCGAGGAGACCUCGUGAGAGCCCUAGAAGAAAAACUGGAGGGGGCAGGAGCCCAACUUCACAUGCAAGAACAUCAGCAGCAGCUACAUCUCGUAGACGAAGCAACAGUGGCGAGGAGAAUUGCAGAAGGCGGUACUCGGUGGCAGCGAAAUCGCCCAGCCCAGUGUCGCACUCACAUGCAGAGGAGGCCUCCUGCCACUCAGGCCACGUCUGCUUCCAUGGCGACGUCGUCAAGAGUCCGGACCACAGCACUCUGCAUGUCUGCGUGCACGAUAGAACCAAGAGCCCCGGAGGAAGUCCUGGCCAUCAUAUAGGCAAAUCAAAGGGUGCUGUGAGCCCCGAAUCAGCACGUCUGAAAGCGCUGAGUGCCGAAUCGCUGCGAUCGGUGAGCCCCGGCAGCGACUCUGUGUUCUACAGCGAGCACAGCAGCAACACCUACACGCUCACUGAGCAGCACUCUCACUCUCACUCUCACUCACUCUGUCACCACUGCGGCCGGCACGUCGAGUGCACCGCUUCACAGCCGACUACCGCACAGACGACAGCCGUGGUGGAGCGCACAGCGACCGGGGACAUCGUGCAGCCUCCGGCCGGAUUCGCAGACUCGCCCCGGGCGCCACAUCGCGCCGCGCGCAUCUACAAGAAAGCCGACAAACGCUUCCGCUCCGAAGAGCGCAGGCAUCAUGCCAGGAUGCACGCCGAAGCCGUCAGGGCCAAAUCCGAGGAACGGGGCAAAGAUGAACAGAAAGAGAAACCCAGUACUAGACCAAUCACAAGAUCGACAGAUGCGAGCAUGGAGAAGCUGCGUUGCAGCCCGAGCAGCCUUGGUUCAGACGAGGAUGACUGCACCGGCUUCUACACGAAGCCAUUCCACUGCGGCAUCUGGGUCUACAUUGGAAGCACCGAAGAAUUACACGCUUGGCAACUGUUCGACGACAAAGAUCCAAACAAAGGCGAAGAUAGGCGACCAUCGGUUGAAUCGACUCACUCUGAGCAGGAAUUCCGUAGAAGAUACCAAGCUAUAACACACAGGAUGGUGCAUCGCAAGUCCAGCCUUGAAAUGUAUAGAAGAAUAGCAUCGAAAUCGUUUGCGGACAGUGUAGCACCGCUUCGCUGCCAACUGCAAGAGGUAUUGAGGCAAAUGUGCAUGCUAUGGUGUCGCCAGAACUCUCUCGACUCUGUCAUCAACAAAAAGUUCCCAGAGAGUGAUAAGAGAAUCAUGGUUCGAAGGGUGUCGGGCGAGUUUGGGUUCAGAAUACAUGGAUCUCGGCCAGUGGUGGUCUCGGCUAUUGAACCUGCCACUCCGGCCGAAUCGUCAGGUCUCGAAGUUGGCGACAUUGUCAUCAGUGUCAAUAACAUCAAUGUCCUCGAAGCCAGUCACUCAGAAGUUGUCAAACUAGCCCAUGCAGGCUCAGAUACUUUGGAGCUAGAAGUUGCUAGAACAUGUAACGUGUUCGAGCCAGAACCAGUGCUGCAGAAGCCAGCGAAGUCGGGAUUUUUGUUGAAGCUGUCAGCCGGGUGCAAGAUGCGAGCUGUGUGGGUGCCGCGCUAUUUUGUGCUCAAGCAUGACAACUGCGUCUACUACUACAAGACUGAAAAAGAAAGUCAACCACUGGGUGCUCUUCAUUUGGCUGACUACAUAGUCACGCUGACACCAGACUCAGGUCAGCCGUACAGUUUCAGACUGAGCAAGAAAGGAUCAUCGGCACUUCACUUGGCAGCUGACUCUGCGAAGGAGGCCGAGGAUUGGGUCGCUCUUCUAGGCGACGCGGCUGCUCAAAAGAAUGAAGAAAUAGUGGAUGAAGAGUACCUGAAGUCGCCUGCCACGAAAAUCCCUCAGCCUGACUGCGUUGGCACACUCUGCACCCUGACUCAUCAUCAUGGCAAAACGUGGAAACGCCGAUUCUGCGUUCUCAAAGACGCCUGUCUCUAUUUCUACAGCGACAUCAAUGCUGAUGCACCGUUAGGUAUGACAUGUAUCCAUGGCUAUAAAGUUCAAAGCUCAGCGUCUGGUGCUAAGCGGUUUGCAUUUGAGUUGAAUCCUCCUGAACCGUUCCUCCGUCACUUCUACUUCUAUGCUGAAACUGAAAUGGAUAAGAAAAGAUGGUUGGCUGCUUUGGAAUACUCGAUCGAUAGAUGGAUCAAAGUUGGUUGAAUAUCACAAAGACGCUGCAAUUGAUGUCUAUAGUAAAACUUGCACUCAAAUCUCAUUAUUUGUGUCUGCCCAAUUGAAUAGAAUUCAUGUGAAAGGAGUGGAACAUAAUCGAUUAUUAUCUCAUAGAACUUAUUAUCUAUAGUACAUAGAGAAUGAAUAUUUUCUUAGAUGUUCCUAAAUAUUGCCGAUAGUUAUUUGUAUGUAAUAUGUGUAUGAAUAUAUAUAGUAUUGUGAAACUAUGUUUUAAAAUUGUGUAUCACGUGAUAGUCGAGUUCCAUUGUACAAUUAUCCAUUAGAGAUAUGAAUGUGCCUAAUUUGUAUUUUAGGAAAAAUCUUUCAUAAUUUUUUAUAGCGUGAGAUGCAGACGUUCAGUGAAAUUUUGACUUGAAAAUAUUGAGCUCAAUCAUUCACGCUUUUCUUUCAAUUUUGGUAUUCUUAUGACAUUUCAAUUCUAGUAUUCUUACACCAUUCAAAAAUCAGAAAUCUGUCAAUUUUCUAUUUAUCAAGGAAAACGUCGAUUAACAAUUAAUUGGGCAAAUGAAGAAACAGUAUUUCUUCACUUGAAAACAAGUCUAGUUCUCUUUUUUUAGAAAUCAAACUUUUGACUAAUUCACCUUCCUAAUUUUCUCGAUCAUGAUUGAGUCUCAUACAAAGUAAAAUUUAUUAUGCGUCAUAUAAGGUAUUAGAAAUUCACCUUGGGAUCGGGAUCGAGUGACUCGCUUUUUUUCUUUUCAAUAAGGUAUGAUACUCAUUCAUCAAUUGAAUUGAAAUCCAACUAUUCUUCAUAGGCCUAUCUUAGCAUCCAUGGAAGCAAGCAAGUUCAUCGCAAUUCUCUACAAUUCAUUGUUGAUGUAACUUUUCUCUUUUGUAUGUCCAGUGAAGAGUUAAUGUAGCUUUUAUUUGAUUGAGCUUUAUUCUUUAAUAUUGAAUAGAUUAUUGUUUAAACAAAUUUAAUUUAAAAGAAAUACUUUCUUCUUCUUCACAAGAUGUAUUUUAGUCGUUGACAGUUUUAUAGUUAUUGAAAUCUUUUGCAAUCUCUAAGAACAUGUUUGAUGGCUUAUUCAAUUUUGGAGUAAUAAUUAUUGUAAUAUUGUGAUAAUGCUUUAAGUCGCGAAAACUGAAUUGUCAGUUUAAAAUUGAACGGCCUACUACUACAUUAUGUAACGUGAAUCAAGCGAAAUAGAUCAUUUGAAGCCAAAGAGCUAUUCAGCUUCUGUUCAUCCAAUGCUUGAAGCCGACAAAUUCAUAAAAAUCUGAAUUACAGGCGAUACAUGGAAUUGCAACACGACUCAACUACCAAUUAAAUAAUCAAUGAUCCAUUAUGAAAAUCGACUAUCAACUAACUAAAAUAUCGUCACCUUAGUAUAAUUUCAAUUGAAUUUUGCUUUCAAAUACUAUUCAUAUUGAUCAAAUACAAAAUACAAGGUGAAUACAGUCAGCAUUGCAAUGUAUUUAUCUAAUGUACCGGUACACACAAUGUGAUAAUUCAGGCAUUGGAUUCUACGGAAGAUCAAUAGCUCUUCUGCUUGGUUUUUAAUAAUAUUGUAUUUUUACAAUUAUAUAAUGGAAUAUAUAAUAAUCUUAUCGGGCCUCUGAAAGUUGCCCUACAAGUGUAAAAUAUGAAAAUAAUAUUUAUAGUUUAUAAGCUUUGUUUUCAAUUAUUGUGUAAAGUAUGAAUAUCCAUACAGUACUGAAUUUUAUUUUCAUUUUGACUGGAAGAUCACAGUAAGUGAAACACCAAUGUUGAUCAAUGGCUUAGAAAUAAUUAAUCCUAUUAUUCAGUUAGCAUUUAAAAAUAUCCUGUAUGUGAUCAUUAUCGUAUCUCAUAGAUUAAAGAAUCAUCAUUGUUCAUGUUACUUUCAACUUUGUUGUGAAUUUGCUCUACACAUGAUGUUAAAUGAAAAUACUUGAAUUUUGUUAUCAAUGUACGCAAUUGGACAAUUUCACUAAUGCACUUGUAACAUUUAUUUAUUGCAAGCAUAGCUGAUCCAAUGCAUAAGAGAAUGUGAAAUUUGAGUUUCAUUUCAAAGCUCACUAGGAUUUUUAAACAACAGUUUUAUCUUACUAUGCAUCCUUUGUAGAAAUAACUGUACUGUCAUCAUUUCAAAUUUCCAAUGCCUAAGUCUUGGCAUUAUUCGGAUUCAACGAUUGAAAUUAUUUUUUGCUAUUCACUUCAUGUGCCAAAUAAUACACUGCAUCCAAUAAUCAAUAUAACUAUCAUCUAUUUCCUAUGUAAUAUUAUAUAUAUUUAUUAAAAUCUUCCUAUUAAGAUGGUGCCCAGAUAAUAUUAUGACAAGUACCAAAAUUUGAAACAACCUUGUGAGUUCAUAUAUAAUAUCAUAAUUAGAAUAUUUCAUAUUUAGAGUAUUCAUUGAAAUAAAUUAUUGGCUACUCAUUUCAUGAACUGUCAUUGUAAUUGUACAGAUGUUGACCACCCACUCAAUCCUUGAAUAAUUACUGUACAAUUAUAAGAGGAUUAGUGCACUAUUCUAUUAGUAGUAUGUACCUAUUCCCAUAUAUAAUGUACAUUUCAUCGGAAAACAAUUAUUAUGUCUAGUUAAAAUGUUUAUGUGUUCAUAGUUCUUAGCCUAACAGCAUGUCGAAUAGGUUUAGGAUAGAAAUGUAAAUUUAAAUCUUAUUAAUCAUAUCACAUUACCAACGAAAACAUCAAUUAAACCUGUGUAAAAAAUCAGCCCAAUAAUAUUGUUACUAGAAUAUCUCAGUUGUUCAACUGCUGGGCGUAGUCCUAAUAUUAAUUUUUACAUCAAAAUUAGCUACUAAUAUAUUUGUACGUUUUAUUUAUCGCACAAUAUGUCAUCAUUAUCGAACUUAUUGAUUUAACAGCAUUAAUAAAAUUUGUUAAUGUAAUCUUAAUAUUCUUCUUGAAUUGUGUUUUUUCGAUAAUUCAAAAUAUGAAAUACGGAUAGACUACUGUGACGAAAUCAUUUCCCAUCAUAAUACACGUUUUGAUGCAAUUGUAGUAUAUAGAUUUGAAGUACGGUACGUUUUCCAUUAUUUGAAUGACUGUGGUGUUAUUGAAUAUGUUUAAAAUCAUACCAUGUUCACAGUAUAUACAUUUGACAUUCUCCUAAUAUGAUUAUAAUAUGUUGUGAAUUGUAAUAUAAUUCCAAUUCGAUAAUCUGAAUUAUCUGGACAAGCGCACACUGAAUAACACAGCAUUUGAACUGUUGGAAUUUUCAAUAAUAUUUCAUAUUAGCAUUUCAUUGACGUCAUUAAAGACCAAAAAUAUAUUGGAACCUAGAAAGCACUUUAUAAAAGACUGCUUGUUAUUUUCCCCUAAAUUUAAACCCAGAUAUUCCUAUUUUAACCAUAAUAUUGACUUGACUGUAACAUAUCAAUUGAACAAUACAACACUGUAAUGAUUCAAGUAUCAAAGUCAAUGAAUGGGCAUCAAUGUAAUAAAUUUAUUUAUUUAUUGAUACAUAAAACGCAUUGUAACUUAUUGAAAAUAUGUCGUUAUAUUGAGUUGCAGUAAGUAUAAUACAUCGAAACAUAUUGUAAUACAGUACUAAUAUUUCAGAGUGAUUAUGUUCAUAUGUAAUUUCAACAUUAUUAUCUCUUGUUAUAAAAAUAGCUAUGUGAUUUGAAGUAUAGGAGAAUUUUCAAGUGAAUGACCAAGAUGAUUCAAAUUCUCCCACAUAACUGGGCGUUUAGUAGUGAGGAAAUAAUAAUGCUAUUAUUAUUUGUUUCGUAGUGCUAUAAUAAUUUCUAUGUUGAAAGUUUAACGAAAACAUUGUUUGUUAUGCUUCACUCCAUGGUUUCCAAUGUUAAGUACUUGUCAAAGAGAGUUAACAAUACUCUAGACUGUAUAUAAAAGUUCUUUCAGAGAAGGGCUGAUAUUAAAAAUAAGGCACUAAUAGUUUUUAUGUCUACAAUUAAUUUAUGUAGCAUAAAACAUGAUUGUAAAUAAGAAGUAAUUUGUAAGCCCUUGAAUAAGUCAAGUCACAUUGUCUUAUUCCCCCUCGUACACAACCAAAGUAGAAAAUGUCAAUCAUGUUAUCGAUUUUAAAAAUAUAUGUUAUUUUAAGCAUAUUAAUCAUUUUAUAAAUGUGAGACUUGGCUGUGAAAAUGUUCACAGCAGCAUAAAAUGCUUUGUGACUUUUUCCAGCAUUGAACUGCACUCAAUUGUUCCAUAACAGUCAUUGGUUGUUGAGCUUACCAAAUUUUUAUGCAAUUCGAAACAUUUGUAUUAUAAGCAUUAUCAAAAAUAUAUGUUCACUCUAGUUUUAAGAUGAUGGUUCUUAUCAUUACAGUAGCAACAAUCAUUAACAAAUUCUCGAUGUUUAAUCCGGUGUUCAAAUUGACUAGGUGUUUGUAAAUACAUAACUUCUAGGAUAUUAGCUGUUGACUAUUUUAGUGAUAUGAAUGUCCUCAUUGCAGUCACUUUACAGAUAUCAAUGUGCCAUUAGAUUAAAUCCGUUCAAUGUGAAUAUUGUAAAACAAAUGGAUUUGUGUAAAAAUACUCAAAAAUUUGAUAUUUUUUGUAAUAAAAGUAAAAUUAUAAAAUACCGAAAACUAUAAACUAAACGGGAGUUGUUGACUAGUACAAAUGAUAUAUUGGGAUUGUUGGUUUUUAAUUGAUUUUAUUAUAAAUAUUUUAGUAAUUUAUAUACAGUUGAUACAUCAGUGAACCAUUAUUUAUAUUGAGGUUAUUUAAUUAUAAAGUCUAUUAUCUGAUUUUUAUAAUAUUAAUAUUGCAUACCAUUUUGAAUAUCAGUUUGUCAUAUUAAACUAAAAUACACUUGUAUCAAUUCAACAGGCAGUUGAAUUUUGCAUAAAAAUGGUUUUUGAUAAUAGUUAUUCUAUUAAUGAUUAGUUUAUCUAUCCAAAAAUUAAUUCAAUAAACCGUUUGAAGUUAAAUGUUUGUGAAAAAUAUUAAACUCAUGAAAUUUCCUUUUUUUGUCGAGAAAUUUUGAGUCAUGUGCUAUACAGUACAAUGAUUAUGAACUGUUACAUGCUAUUGUUGGUACUUAUAGUACUACUGUACUUCUAAUUUCUCCCAUAUAAGUCAUUUUUUUCUAUUUUCAUCACUCAAAAAAAUAAAUUAAAUUAUAAAAGAUGUACUUUUUAGUACAAGAUAAACGUUUUGUAAUUCUCAAUUUGGGCAUAAGAGGUGAAAGAACAGUGAAGAGGUAAUGAUAAAAAUACAAUAAUAAAAUAUAGCACAAUUUAAACAAAGUACUGCCAAUAAAUGUGUCUAACUAGUUGAGAAAUUAGUUACAUAAUAACUUUUAGUUUAUGUAAAAAAUAUUGUAAUCGAUUACCAUAACUGUUGAAGAAUGGGAUCAUGAAAAGAUGUAUUUAUCAAUAAAUUCUGAAUGCUCAAAUUGA
This is a messenger RNA of Nilaparvata lugens (brown planthopper), 11009 nucleotides long. RefSeq lists its product as uncharacterized. The transcript is spliced from 33 exons. The record is from RefSeq and is a predicted model, not a curated record. Lineage: Eukaryota; Metazoa; Arthropoda; Insecta; Hemiptera; Delphacidae. Gene Ontology annotation, molecular function: protein binding. The coding region runs from base 387 to 5657 and encodes 1756 amino acids.